Helicoverpa armigera (cotton bollworm) is the source of this 10194-nucleotide messenger RNA. RefSeq lists its product as uncharacterized. The coding region runs from base 488 to 7561 and encodes 2357 amino acids. The record is from RefSeq and is a predicted model, not a curated record. Gene Ontology annotation, cellular component: plasma membrane. Gene Ontology annotation, biological process: positive regulation of protein targeting to membrane; protein localization to plasma membrane; positive regulation of vesicle fusion. The transcript has 22 exons. Gene Ontology annotation, molecular function: calcium-dependent phospholipid binding; calcium ion binding. Lineage: Eukaryota; Metazoa; Arthropoda; Insecta; Lepidoptera; Noctuidae.
GACAUUUCGUUUGACAGUUGGUGAUAGUGCGUGUCGUUCGUCUCGCCGAAUUUAUUUAUAAAAUAUCACAUUUUGUCUAUUAAUAAACCAACAGAAUACUUUUAGAUCAACAUUUAGAUACAGCAGGGGCGCUCCAAGGUGCAGUGUUUAUAACACAAGCGCGUAAUUAAAUAAUAUUCGGUGCGCGAAUAUUUCGUGUGUAAAAAAGUACCGAAAUGAUGUUUUUGAGUGUAAUAACUAAUUUUUCUUGUGAAGAUGUGGUCUAGACAAAGGUUGGGUUAUAUCUGUGUGCUUGAAAUAACCGUAUCACAUAUCAUUGAUCUAUACAAAUCAGUGUAUUGAUAAGAUAUUAUGUUAUGUUUUCGGACUGAUUAGGAUGGUUCGGAAGUGUUAAUCUGGUAUGAAAGACGUGUUAAUGGAGUGUGCAAUGUUGUGUUAGCGGUUGUUGGUGUAUUUAAGUGUUAAGUGUGUGUAAGAGUAAGUGAAAAUGCCUGGGAAGAUAAAGGUGAAGGUGUUGGCGGGGCGGAACUUGCCGGUGAUGGACCGUGCUAGUGACACGACGGAUGCGUUCGUGGAGAUAAAGUUCGGCAGCAUCACGCACAAGACUGAUGUGUGCCGCAAGUCUCUCAACCCUCACUGGAACAACACUGAGUGGUACAGGUUUGAGGUGGACGAAUCAGAACUGCAAGAUGAGCCUCUCCAACUCCGACUCAUGGACCACGACACAUACUCCGCCAACGAUGCCAUCGGCAAGGUGGUGAUCAGCCUCGCGCCGCUGCUGGCGAGGGAAGCCAACAAUGCUAAGAGUACUGCCGCUCCUCAUGGUGGUGCGGUAAUGUCAGGCUGGAUCCCAGUGUUUGACACGAUGCAUGGUAUCCGCGGCGAACUGAACGUGAUCGUGAAAGUGGAGCUCUUUUCAGACUUCAAUAAAUACAAGACUUCGAGUUGUGGAGUGCAGUUUUUUCACUGUCCUAUGAUACCUCCUGGAUACAGAGCAACUGCCAUCCAUGGGUUCGUUGAAGAGCUGGUGGUCAAUGAUGACCCUGAAUACCAGUGGAUCGAUAAGAUUAGGACUCCUAGAGCCUCUAAUGAAGCGAGGCAGGUGGCCUUCAUUAAGUUAAGCAAUCAGGUACAGCGUCUUGUAGGCCUGAAAGCAGCUGAACUCGGCGCGAAUGCAGUGGUCGGUUACCAACAGGACUUCGAUCUAGAAGGGGAAGCGGGAGUCGUGGCUAGAGCUAUUGGCACUGCCGUGAGCAUAUCUCCUUUGCCGAUGCCGAGCCAACCGUUAAAUAUGCCGCCUUGCACGCAACAACAAUUAAAAAAGUAUUUGGACAUUUUGGCGACAGAUAACGAAAGCAUAACAGAAAUGUCAACUUAUUAUCAAAAUCAUCAAGAAGAGUUACAAAAGCUUCUCAUGAUUUUAAAUCCUAACGCAUCAGCAUUGUUAGAUGUCACUGACGCAAUUGAUGAAGAUGAGAAAAGUAUGGAUAUGACGAGGCAAUCAAGUCUUACUAGCUACGCUGGCAGUGUAUCCAUAUAUCGAGACGAAUACCCACAUAGGAGUAGUCUGAGACAUCUGUCUGAAGACCAGACAGAUCUCAACAAACUGCUUAACAAAGAUAGUGAUGAUUCAGACUCUUCCGGACCAAUAGAAAAAUUAAAGAAAAUGAAAACGAACUUCUUUACAAGAAGGUUUAAUAGGCGCCCAAGUAGUAAACGAUCAUCGAUCGAUAAACAAGACGAUUCGAUAUCUAUUAAGUCGAAUACAUCCGAAACUUCGCGAAUCUCUUUAGCAGAAAUUAAAAACGAAUUGAGGAAGUUCAAGAGUUUGAGGAAACCUAAAUUCCGCAAGCCUUUCGUUAAUAAAGAAGAUGAAGGUGAAGGCAUGGCAUCUAUCCUAGCUAGGUCAAUUAUACAUGUUCAAACAAGUCUGGCUUGUAUAGCUGAGACUCAAGAUUCUGAAGCCUCUCCCGGCUCUACUAUGAGACGAACAAGUGAGUCAGAGCCAGCUAUCAACAUUUCCGAUGAUGAAAAAGCUAAAAUUGAGUCUAUAAAUGAAGAAGGCAUCAAAAUGCCAGAGAUACGUUUCACUUCUUUGAGCAAUAUAAAUGCUGAAGAGGCUAUUCCGCCGAGAGAAAGGAAGAUUUCUGAGUCUUGUCCUGCAACGCCAAUGCCAGACAGAAGUGAAAAUCUUCUCACUUUGCCUGGGGAAGCUGGCUAUUUUGGAUCAGUGUCAUCCGCUCUUUCUGCUGAAAGCUCUGAAAUUGAGUCCAGUAGUGAUGAAGAAGAAGAUGACGAAAGUUCUGAUCCUAAAACAGAUACUGAAAGGUCAAUUGAAACUACCAGCUCAGUAGUUCAAUCAGUUCUAAGCCACAACAUUGACCCCAAGUUAAUGGCAAGUUUGGACAAAAAACUAAACAUCCUUGAAAGAAGCAGUCCGGAUAUAAAAGAAAUCUUGCAAAUAGAAACUCAAAAGGAGAUCGAUAAAAAAGCUGAAGUAGAACAACAAGUGUUCGAUAAUCAAGUACUUAUUGAUAAAUGUAAAUCACUAGAAUCUGUACCACAAGGAGUCGAACAUAAAAUAGUAGUAGAGAAGCCAGUGAAAUCAAAUGAAGCUUCGACGUCAUCGGUGAAAGACGACACGUGUGUAACAAAGCCUAGUAGCCACCAUAUCAAAUUCCACAAUCCCUUUUCGCACAAAAAACCUGCUAAAAGCAUUAGUGAGCCUUCUUCGCCUGUAGAUAAAGGUAGUUUCGUCCAUCGCUCUUCUAGACGAAUCAGACGUCAGCUAUCUAAACUGUCUAAAAGUAAUAUGAUUAAAAGUAUUUCCCACUACUCUUUGCACCCCAAAAAGAAAGAAACUAAAACGCCUUUGAGUCAACCUGGGUCGUCUUCCGAUGUGCGUUCGAAAGCUCCGAGCGAAACUGUACUGGGUUCUCCAUUUUUGUCGUACAGCGAUCUGAUGAGCCUUGACAAGGAAAGUAUUGAUACUAAUAAGUUCUUUCACAAAAGCGAUGAGUUUGACCGCGUGAAAGUCUCCAUGUAUAUCGGAUCAGAGCCCGUUUCUAGAACUUCUUUAAGCGGUAUAUCGAUUCCGUUCUAUAAAGACGAACAACAUCAUCACGAAAAGAGACAAUCGCUCAAGCCAACUGGCCUAGUUCAUACUGCUAUGGAGACUAUCCUCCUAGAUAAAGUGCAAUCUUUACUUAUGCCUACAUCACCAGAACCUGAUUCUGUUAAGAACAAGCAGUUUUUCGAUGAUGUGAACGAAAAAUUGGGAAACAUGGAGAAGAAUAGAUCAACUUACAAUGAAUCGACAGCAAGUAGUUUAAGUAUUACGCCUGUACAUAGAGCGAAAAGUCAAUCGCCACCAGUAAGCAGUAAACCCGUGGUUGUAAGUGGUAUAAGGAAGGCUGAUAAAGCUCAUGAACAUAAAACUAAACCCCCAAGCUUGAUGCAAACUGCUAUGGAAACUAUGCUAAUGGAUCAAGUGCAAUCCGUGCUUAUGGCUACAACUCCUGAAACGCCUCAUCCUGAACAAUGCUUUGAAGGCAACAAUCGACCAGAGAGUUAUGACGGAUCAAAAGGCAAAGUAAAAAAUCCUAUUACUUACAUCCACUCAAAGUUAGGGCCGAAGUCGCCUGAUCCUACUUCACCAACCGAGAAGUUCUUUGGUGGUAAGAAUAAAAAGAGGGAUUCCAUGUCAAGUGGACUUGUUCAUACUGCUAUGGAAACUAUGCUAAUGGAGAAAGUUCAAUCGGUUCUUGGACCUGAAACUCCUGAACCGGUCACUUCUGUGUUUGACGACUAUGAUAGGCAUGACGAACAUAAAAAGAAAGACGACAAACCACAUGGUUUGCUCCAAACUGCUAUGGAAACUAUGCUGUUGGAUAGAGCUUCGGUUUUGGGUGCAAAUGUACUAGAUCCUGUAAUUACUGAAGAGAAACCACAUGACUUGCGUAAGAAUGACAGUUCAACUGGUAUGACCCAUACAGCUAUGGAAACUAUUCUGAUGGACCAAGUACAUUCUUUACUUGGGCAGCAUGGUACUCAGCCUACACAUACAAGUGAUGGAAAUGAUCAUAACAAAAAAUCUAACAAAGAAAGUCACAAAAAAGAUGAGAGCAGUGGUAUGACACACUCAGCUAUGGAAACUAUAUUAAUGGAUCAAGUUCAUUCGUUGAUAGGACAACAUGGCACGCAACCAACGCACACAAGUGACGAAAAUGAUCAUAAUAAAAAAUCGAACAAAGAAAGUCACAAAAAAGAUGAGAGCAGUGGUAUGACACACUCAGCUAUGGAAACUAUAUUAAUGGAUCAAGUCCAUUCGUUGAUAGGACAACAUGGCACGCAACCAACGCAUACGAGUGAAGAAAGUGAUCAUAAUAAGAAAUCUACCAAAGAAAUUCACAAAAAAGAUGAAAGUAGUGGCAUGACACACUCAGCUAUGGAAACUAUAUUAAUGGAUCAAGUUCAUUCAUUAAUAGGAAAACAUGGUACACAAUCUAAACAUAGUGGUGAAAGUGAUCACAAGAAAUCUAGUAAAGAUGAUUUGAGACCAGCUGGGUUAAUACAUACCGCUGUAGAAACUAUGCUUUUGGAUAGAGUCCAAGCUACUGCAUUAGGAACUCCUGUUCCUGUAGUAACGACUGACGAAGAUCAUGAAAAGUCUAAAGACACUAAGAAAGAAGAGAUUCAUGGUCUUACUCAUAAAGCUGUAGAAACUAUAUUGAUGGAUAAAGUCCAAUCUUUAGUCGGUCAACCUGGCAUGACGUUUGUAGAACCAAAAACAUUUACCGAUGAUGAAUUGGAAGAAGCCGAACAUUUGAAUGAUGAUUUAAAAUCUCCUGGCUUAGUUAAAAACGUGGUGAAGAACAUAUUGCUAGAUAAAGUGCAUACUUUAGAAGAAGAAAAAGAAAUUGCAGUUGAAAAGCUGAAGGAAAUAUUUGAUAAAUCACAUUCUCGUGAAAAUCUUAAGCCUACUGGGCUAGUUCACACAGCAUUCGAGACUGUUCUUUUAGAUAAAGUACAGACUCUGAUACCUGCUGAGCCAACAACUGUUACUGAAGCUACUGAUAACACGUCAGGUGGAAAAGCUAAACAUAAUAAACCACCUAACUUAGUUAUUCCAAAAGUGGAACCUGAAGUGAUUAACAUACAGUUAAUGACUAACGUAGAAACGACUGGAGAUGCUAAUACAAAGUCAAUCGACAAAAGCAAAUCAGUACCAGAACCGAAGAAAAAGUCCAAAACACUAACCCGCCAGGAUAGUGUUCACUCAAUAACAGACGAAACGCCUAAAAUGUCCAAACCAGCUAAUUCACCAUGUAGUGACGUCACUAAGCCUUCACACCUCAUUCUUGGCGCGUUAGAGACCAUACCUUCGUUACCUGAGACGGCAGACGUAGAUGAGACUAACAAUAGUGUGUGUGAUAACUCGCAUGCUGUGUGCGAUGCCAACAGGACCGAGAGGGAUAGGAGGGAGGAUAAUCGAGACAGGGAUAGGGGAUCGCCGAGACAUGCUCGUCACGAGUCGUAUGGAGGAAGGGAUCCCGUGCAGACGGCGCAUGCUCAGAAUUCGUCGUUGAAUGCGACGUCGACGCCGAUGGGGAUACAUAGGAGGUCUUCCGAUUCUGAUCUCAGUGUUACUCCUAAAGGCGGAUCACUGAACACGUCAGCCGGUAACGUGGGCAGCGGCGGCGGCGCCAUCUUGCGGCCGUCCAUGAACAGCAACAACCUUGACAUGCUGGAGUACCCCUUCCUGACCAUGACGGAGUACCCGCCAGGGUUUAUUGUGCACCUUGGCGGCACAGUCUGCGCCCGGUCCGUGAAGCUGGCGGACGGCGGCGAGGGCAGCGCUCGCGCGGCGUGGUGGGCCGAGCUGCGCACCGAGCUGCGUGCGCAUGCGCGCGCGCUGCGCUGCAACGCCGUCAUCGCAUACACCGAGACUACCGCCAUCUGUGAGGAUGUGUGCGUGCUGUCUGCAUCUGGUACGGCAGCUGUCAUCAACUUAGACUGCGACUUUAAUGCUGAGCCCGAACCUAACUCAGCAACCUCAGGCUCUAAGAACACUAUAGACGAUGGUGAAACCGAAUGGUGUAGUAUGGCGCAUGUACCCUACUCGCCCGGCGCCGGACCUUACCGCGCGGAGUUGUCUACCUGCGGCGGCUGUAGGAGAACUCGAGUGCCGACAGUAUUACUAGCGACUUGCACAAAGCCCAGCAAGUUGACUUCAUACGCUAAAGCCGUCACGCUCACUGCCGUCGCGGCGAGAGUUAGAAGAGCACCUCCCACUUCAGAGCCGGGCGCGAGAGACAUCUCCGAUCAGCUUCCCUUCUUAGAAUACGAGCUGCACAAACUGCUGUUAGCUAAACUUAGGAUGCAGGGUGCGAACGCGUUAUUCUCGCUGCAAACACAGAUAAGUAUAGGCGAGCGAUGUGUGAUGGCACUCGCAAGUGGGACUGCGUGUAGAUUAGCCGCCCUACCGCCGCCUACGCCACCUAGAAUCAAGGCGUCAGAGAAAGACAAAGAUGCAUUAGAAAUACAGAAAGCAUUGUGGGACUCCUUCACAGCUAAUAGAGCGGCCAACGGUUUUGAUGUCGGUGUAGAGCACAACACAAACGGCGUAUUACCCGAGGUGGAGGGCGAGGAUGCGCCCGCGCUCGACUUGUGUGCCGAUAAGGACGCAUGCGUGUUGGAGUUAGAUGAGGCUGAAGAUGUGGAAACAGCGCGCGCCUUAGCCAAGCGUCACGUGAACAUGCAAGUGUACACGCACGGACUGAAGCCCGUUAUAGGAGCCCCACCGCAAGCAUUCGCGCAAGUGUGGCGCGGGCGGCUAGUCCUGUCGGGUGGGGUGGGUGGGGCGGGUGGGGCGGGCAGCAGCGCAGUAGAGCGUCACGUGCGUCGGGCGCUGGACGGCGUGGCGUACAAGCUGCGGCGCCUGCAGCCCUGCGCUCUAGUGGCACCACGCUUUCAGUUGGAGCUGCCUGAGGAUGAAAUCCAACUGGUAGUAUCUGGAGCCGCCAUUCCCCUCCAAGACCCAAACAGUCCCGAAGCCAACGGCAUGGAGAACGGCCACCACACCCAAAGCCAGCACGGAAGCCAUGGAAGCCACGGAAGUCAUGGAAGCCACGGGAGCCACGGGAAUGGAACUGGUGAUGCUGAUGAUGAUAUCUUCGCGUUGGAUGAGGAGCAACUCGUGAAGAGUCCGCCUGAAGUGCUCGAAGAAAAAGGAUUUAUUACGGGACAGGUUCCCACAACAGUAUCUCUAACGACACUGAGCCACAUAAGCGGCGGUCGCGUAUCCCGGCGCCUCUGUGCACUGCGGCUACUGUUCGUGCGGGAGACCACCGCCGUGCGGGAACUCGGCGGCCUCAGCGGGUUCCUGCAUACAUUUACUUGCGAGGUAAUGGCCAUUGUACGCGCAUACACGGCGGCGUUAGGCGGUAACGCGCUCACAUCCUUCUACAUCAGACAGCUCAUGCUUCAAGACAAUGCACAUAAAAAUCAGGGUCAAUGUCUCCUGUCAGUAGGCGGCGACAUAGUUCACAUAACAUACUGAAUUGUCUAUUAUCUAUUACUCUAUAACUUUACAUGACAUAUCUAUGACAUGCACGUUUAGGACGUAUAAACUGUAUAUUUAUUAUUUAGUAUGUAGAUUUGAAUUAAAUAAUCCUAAAUAUAUUCGCGAUUUGUGUUCCAAGAAUGUGAUUUUUAUUAUAAGUAUUUUUUAAUGAAAUGUAAUUUUAAAGGCUCUAUUCGAUUUGAAGAUGGCCGAUUAUGCGAUUUGAGAAUCGAUUUUUAAACAGGCUUAUUGUAACAGUUUCUUGUCUAAUUAUGCAUUGAACUGAAUAAGUUCUCCUUUUAAAAAUUAUUCAGACUUAUUUAGCUUAAGCCCGGUUUCUCAGUAACCGGUGUAACUGGCCAUUUGUGUCAUUUAAAAAUCCAUUUUUGCCUUUUUUUUUCUUGUAAUCGUGUCAAUUUUACAAAGUCAAAAUAACUUUCCUAAAUGUAUAUUUCAUGUUAGAAUUAAGACAGACUGUUUAUGAAAUUCUGUGUUAUUUAUAAUUUUUAGAAAAUGUCUCGAAAGACGGGUAACACUGGGAGUACUAAAAGAUAUAAAAUAAAAUUUUACCUGUAUAAAAAAUGGCAGCUGUAUUUUAUUAAUCAAAACUUACCACAGAAAAAGUUUGACAAAUAAAGUGUUUUAUUUAGUGUUGAAACUUUUCAACAACCUACUACACCACUGUCACUUAACAGUAUCUUUCGAAGUUAAAAUAGGUCCAUACCCAAAUUUCGCGAUAUUUUCAAGUUUUUACUUAAUAGGAUAAUAAAAUGUUAUAGUAAAUAAUAGAUAUAUUUAAUUAUGGUUUCGAAAAGUGUCAAAAAUCAAAAAUAAAAUAUGUGAAAUGUUAUCAAAAUAAUUGCAUGUUUUAAAUCGUACAAAAUUAUUUUCUACUGUUUUAUUUUAUGCAUGUUAUUUAUGAAUUAUUUAUCAUAUUUCAUUUAAUCUAAAAUCCGUUUUUAAAGUAGCACUCGGCCGAGUCCGAAAAAGUGAAGAUUUUUUAAUUAAUUAAUUAUUUUGUACAAUGAAUAACCUAUUUCGGGGUUGACAUCAAAAUGGAAAAGUAUUUGUAAUAUUUACAAUAUUAAUUGUACUUAAUAUAUUAUACUCUAUCACACUUCUUGCCAUAGACAUGCCAAUCUUUGUAGUGAAAAAAUCUUUUAAAAAAAACUUGCCACCAAUGUACUCUCUAUCUACAAAAUUUCGCUUGAAUUGUUCUUUGAAAGUAUCUGUGCAUUCAUUUCGAUAAAUAUUUAAAACUGACUGAGUACACUUUAUAUACUAAUACAUAUAAUAAAAAGGAAUCAUUUUUUUUUUUUAGUUUUUACUUUAAAGGCUCCGAAAGUAAAUAAAUAUUACUUGUAAAAUAUAUUCAAGAUUUCAUUAAUUUUUGCUAAUAAAUAAAUAAGUACAGUAUUUGAAAAACAUGGUAUUAAAAUAAAUUUACGGUAUUUAUACAGUAUUUCAAGUAGGUACAAUGCACAGAUACUUUUGAAAAUUGCCGUAGAUCCAAUUUCAAGUUUCAACAGCAUUAUGUAAAUAUUUAGUUCAUUUUUAAUUAAUUUGUUUUUGUAAAUAUGUAUAACUCGACGGUUAGUGGAAAUGUAUGGUGCUACGUAAAAGUUUCUUGUCAUUUUAUUUUAAUUCUGCUUUAUCGGUGACAAAAUAUUGCCUUUUAUUUUGAAAACUUUAAUCACUACUAGUUCACUGUAAUAAUUAAAUGGAAUAACACAAAACAUUUUUCACAAAUGUAUGUAGAUUAUUUAAGACUUCUUGACUAGAUUGUAAUUAAAGCACUCACAAAUUCCAGCAUUCUUACAAAUAAUCUUCCGAUUGACAUCUCGUUUCCCGCCUUUUCACUCACGACCAUAAACAAUAUUGACAUAAAGAGAUGUAUUUAUAUAUUUUAUGCAAGGAGGUUGUACUUCUUACCAUCUUUGCGAGGCGUAAUUGGCAACAAAACACAUCAUAAUUAUGGCGUAUUUUGUCACUGAUAUUUUUUAUAAUCCUCCAUAAUUUUUAAUAAAUUUUAUGCGAAUUUACUAUGCAUGUCGUGUGCCCAUAUAUCUUGUUUAAAAGUACUUGCGGAACCUUGUAGAUUGGCUUACACUUAGAACAAAAGCUUUACACUCAGUAGUUAAAUGAUCUAAUCUUCUUUAUGUUUCUUAUUAUUCAAUCUCUGCGCUAACCCAUAUGUAAAAUAAUUAUCAAAGUAGCUAUUAUAAGUUUUCCAAACGGCCUAACUUAGUUGAACCACUUUAAAAUUCCUAUCCUGAUAGAAUUUAAUGUCCACAUGAAUAUUAAAAAUAUUGCGUCAAAGAGACAUUGUAUGAACACUUACGGUGGAUUUCUAUAACCGAUCUGUCUGUUUUGCGAUUAAAGAUUGAAUAUUGAAAUUAGCUCCAUAUAAAAUAUGUUCAAAUUCUAUCUCUAGUUAGCAAAACAAAAGAUAAGUAUAUUAUUGGGAUCGGCCGUUAACUAGUUUGGUUCGACAAGUACUUAGAGUUCAUUAUUAUCGUAAUUUUAAUUAUAAAAUACAGUACCUAGCAGUUAUUUGGAUGUCUUUAUGUAUUUUGUCUAUGUAUGUUUACAAUGUGUGUUGUAGGGCGAAAUAUAUGACAAAUAUUUAA